UUCACGUCAUAUGCAAAGUUAAAAAGUCAUUUAGUGAUGAAAGCGCGUUAAUGGCUGACACGCGUACUUUGGAUUUGACGCGUGCGCUUGGAUGACAUAUUGCAUGGAGUUAAAUGAUAGGAUCUGCCAGGUCGCAGAAGUUGAUGUCUUGAGUACAUCCACAUCCAUGGCAACCGACUCCUUGACAGAGGAGAUGCUGAGAGAUGACCUGAAGUUUUACUUCAUGAGCCCUUGUGAGAAGUAUAGAGCCCGACGACAGUUACCAUGGAAACUAGCAGUGCAAAUCUUGAAAAUAUUUAUGAUUACACUUCAGCUCAUUCUGUUUGGCCUCAACAACCAGCUUGUGGUGUCCUACAAGGAGGAGAACUUGAUGGCUUUCAAGAACUUGUUUCUGAAGGGCUACCGUGGUGUGGAUGAGGACGACUACAGCACCGCUGUCUACACCAAACACAAUGUGUACGACAAUUUAUAUUAUGUCAUAGACCAGUACUCCCAGUUAGGAAACUUGUCUGUGGGUCCUGUUAGUUAUGCGGAGGAGAAUGGAGAAUUUCUGCCCAUGGUCAUCUGCAAAGAAAGCUACCGGCGAGGCAGCGUGGAACCAUCUGAAGGAUCUUAUGAUAUUGAUGCACAACUUGAAACAGUUUGUUUGACUCUGAAUCCAAAGACAGCAGGAACGUCGAGAGGAAACAACGCUACAUUUUUUGAGCUGGAUUUUUACAGGCUGGUUGAUAUUGAGAUUACGUUCGCGCUCAAAGGAAUAAAUUUGCAGACCGUUCGCUCACACGAGCUGCCAGACUGUUAUAAGUUUUUGGUCACGAUUGUCUUUGAUAACAGUUGCCAUAGUGGAAAGGUGAAGAUAACCCUGGAUUUCGAUGCUGUCAGUAGCGUGUGCAAGAACUGGAAGAUUUCAGGAACAGCUCAGAAGAGUACGCACUACCUUCUCUUGUUCGAUGGCUUUGUUAUUGUGGUCUGUAUGAUCUCUGCGGUACUCUGCACACGGUCCAUUAUACUCGCGGUCAGACUGCUUCAGCGUUUUUCUAGAUUCUGUCUUGAAAAUUAUGAUCUUGAAGUGUGUGAAGAUGAUCAAAGGGAAUUCCUGAAUGGCUGGUACUUCUUGGUUAUCAUCAGUGAUGUUUUGACCAUCAUUGGGUCGAUACUGAAAAUGGAAAUUCAAGCUAAGAGUUUGACUAAUUAUGACGUAUGCAGUAUCUUUUUGGGCACAUCCACUUUAUUGGUCUGGGUGGGCGUCAUCAGAUAUCUUGGAUAUUUCCAGAAGUACAAUGUGCUUAUCCUCACAAUGCGAGCAGCUUUACCAAAUGUCCUGCGUUUCUGCUGCUGUGCAGGAAUGAUCUAUCUUGGCUACACCUUCUGCGGAUGGAUCGUUUUGGGACCCUACCAUGAGAAGUUUGAAGGCCUUAGUCGUGUGGCAGAAUGUCUCUUCUCUUUGGUCAACGGGGAUGACAUGUUUCCAACGUUCGCCGAGUUUGAGCAGAAGAACACAAUGGUGUGGCUGUUCAGCCGAGUUUAUCUCUAUUCGUUCAUAUCUCUUUUCAUUUACAUGGUGCUCAGUCUCUUCAUCGCCCUCAUCACAGACGCAUACGAGACCAUCAAGGGUUACCAAACAACAGGCUUCCCCAUGACGGAGCUCAAACGGUUCCUGACAGAACGGAAGGAAGGUUUCCCCCUCCAGGGGGAGGGGGGGGCUGGUGCCGAGAGUGGAGAAACCGAGAGCGUCCACCCUUCUGUAAUGCUGUGUUGCUGCAAAAGGUAUAAUCCCAAACAUCAGCUGCAGGCCUCCAGAGUUUCCUCCAGAUCUGAGAGUUCCCAAAGAUGACACCAUCAUUCUCAUCAGCUGAAGAUGGGUGGAUCACACGUUCAAUGUCGAAUAUAUCGGAAACUGCAAUGGAGAGUCAUCGCAAUUUGAAGAGAUGCUGUGGGACUUUGCACAUGUUUGUAACUCUGUGUACAUGGUUCAUAUUCCGUGAUGGAUGGAAAAUGCCAUUUAAAUGUGAAAUGCCAAAUGGUGUUAAGACCAGCAUUAGCUAAUGUAAAAAAAUGCCAAACCCGCAGCUAAGUGCUCUGCGAUGCAAUUAAGGCCGAGUAAUGAAGCGUUUUGCGGAUCGAAUGGCCGACUCAGGAAAUGUUGGAAGCAUCUUGUUGUGCAAUCUGUAAAAUUAUACCCAGUCCUUUGUUGUAAACUGGAGAAAAUAUCGUUAUUUAUUAAGUCACGAGGGAUUGUUCACCCUAGAUGUUUUAUAUUAAAGCACUUCAAAUUCUGCAUUCGUGUCAGUUUUUACUGACUUUACAUUUUAAACGUAUUGCGGUAAUGCGUUAAUGGUAAUGCAUUCGCAACUGGCUCUCCGUCUAUAUGUUAUAGUUCCAACAUGUGAAAUGUUGAAGGACUCAUUGCUAUCUGUAUGCGUAUCACCGGAUGAAUCUUUCAAGCUUUGUCAUGUGUUGUAGCUGUUGCUUCCUAUAGAUCAACAUUCUUUUGAAUGUGAGUCAAUUCUCAUUCUUUAUUCAUUUCAUCCUUUAAUUAUUAACUGGGCCGAGCAAUACGUUCAUAUUUGACAUUCUUUGUAACCAGUUAUUCAUUGGGAGAAAGACUCAUAGUAAACAGUCACAACAAUCAUAGUAAAAAUAAAUAACUUUUAAUUGCAAACUA
Molecule: messenger RNA, 2665 nt
Organism: Triplophysa dalaica
Lineage: Eukaryota; Metazoa; Chordata; Actinopteri; Cypriniformes; Nemacheilidae
Gene: mcoln2
Product: mucolipin TRP cation channel 2
Exons: 14
Coding region: 92-1834 (580 amino acids)
Cellular component (GO): membrane
Molecular function (GO): NAADP-sensitive calcium-release channel activity
Source: RefSeq, a predicted model, not a curated record